This is a messenger RNA of Acanthoscelides obtectus, 2884 nucleotides long. The record is from the annotation of a GenBank genome assembly. Lineage: Eukaryota; Metazoa; Arthropoda; Insecta; Coleoptera; Chrysomelidae.
AUGUCACCUGCUACAAGUUCGACGCUCGAGUCCUCUAGCGGCAAGAGGACUGAUUCAACGUAUGAGGUGGCGACAGAACAAGUGACCCUACCAAUCUCGUCUUUACCAGCGGCGUACGCAGUUACCCCUACUGUAAGCGGCAACUACACUAGCUCCACCCUUUCGCAUUGUGGGGGAUUUUUGAACCUUUCGGAAUCUGGAGUCAGCCUUCUUGUACCAGAGGGCGCAGUCUCUAGAACUCUUCCUGUCGAUCCUCAACGAGGACUGCUUCAGGCCGAAACUAGCAGAGGGCCUAACCCAACUGUCGCCUGUGGUCUCUUGCGGUCCCAACAUCUCCCUCAACAAGUCCGUGGUGCUCAAAGUUCCUCACUGCGCCGAGAUCACCAGGAAUAACUGGUGCGUCUCGGUCCUUCAGAGCGACUGCAGCGACUCGCAGUGGCAGAAUGCUGUCACGCUGGGACAGGAGACCAUCAACACCACAGUUUUCUGUCAGUUGGAUAAGAGCGCGGCCUAUCUGGUUACUGAGAGUUUAUCCAGGUAUGUGAUCGUCGGGCGAUCCGUCUCUGGCAACGCCAUAAAGAGGCUGAAGCUAGCUGUGUUUGGCCCAAAGCUCUGUUUCCAAUCGUCACUGGACUACAGCGUACGAGUCUACGUCUUGGAAGACACUGAAAGCUCUAUGGAGACUGUAUUUGGUCAAGAAAAGCGUCUUGGCGGCUAUCUCUUGGACGAACCUCGCAGUAUCACCUUCCAAGAUGGCGGCCAGAGCCUCUGCGUGUCCUUGGAUAACAUCAGCGACGGCUGGAGGGCCAAGACAGCUUCCAAUUACCAAGAGAUACCAUUCAGACAUCUUUGGCAAGCUAGCAGCAAUAGCUUGCACUGCUCCUUCGCAUUGGAAGCAUUUGAAAUCAACAGAGUACUCAAUUUCAAACUCAAAGUCAACCAAAAGAGCUUCGACUACAUCCAGGUGUUCGAUAUUACGUGCAAAGAUGACGGAGAGAUGAUCGAGAAGACCAGUUCGGGAAAGUUCGUGCCAAAAGUGACGAUACAAAGUGAAACCAGCAGGUCUAAUGACUCCAAAAAGUCAGUAGAGUAUGCUAAAAGUGCCAAAAGACUAGAACCGCUCGCUAAAAACCUCAUACUCACAGACAGAGGUGUUUCAACGUGUGAUGAUUUUAACUUUAGGUUGAAUAAAUCUUUACGUAAACAGUUAUGUCAAUGUCUUGAUCCUCCAACUCAAAGGGGGAAUGAUUGGAGAAUGCUCGCGCAUGCGCUAGCUGUCGAUAGAUAUAUCAACUUCUUUGCAACGAAACCUUCCCCUACAGACUGUAUUUUGGAUUUGUGGGAAGCUAGGAACAGAGAUAGUAAUGCUCUGACGGAACUAAAGCAAAUAUUCACAGAUAUGGAAAGGUUUGAUGCUGUGACUGUUCUAGAUAAUUCGUUAGGACCUAACUGGCUGUAAAUUUGUAUUUUUUUCUUCUAAUAUGCGAUGGUCGUUCGGCAUGCUCUGUCAGCUGUCAUAAAUUUAACCAAAAUACGAGUUGAACAGUGUUGCCAAAUGAUACCAUGCAUAACUCACGUUUCUUGGAUCUUCUUUUGUUUUUCAUUAAAACUCAAAUGUGAACAUACCCUAAUGCGGGAACGCACUAUUGUCAGAUCACGUGAGCUCACAAAUUGACAUGUAAAUCAGGAUACAUGGUGACGUAUCACGCUUCUUUCGUAAAGAAGGGUGUAAGAAAUAUUUAAUUAACCCAGCAGUUUAGAUUUUGAUACGAAUAGCCAUGACGUGACAAUAAUGUGUUUCUGCAUUCACUUUCCUGUUCACUUAUCAGUGAUAGGAGAAUUGUCACAUCUCAAGCCAAAAGAAGUAUGUGCCGAACGACUACCUCAAGAUGAAUAACUUUGUAUAUAUUAGUUUUAAAAUACACGUAUGAACUUGCUUUAUUUAAAAUCGCUUAUAUUUACGAAUUUAUAAUUAUGUAUAUGAUGUUACUUUUAUUGUAUGUUAUGUAAUGUCUUAAGAGACAAAAAAAAUUAAGGACCAUUAUUCGGUUUUGUGCAAUUAUUUGAAAUAGAGAUAUUUUAGCCUCAUUUUGAUGGUAGAAUUUUGAGAAAUGAUUGCAUCUGGACGUUACAUUGGAUUCAACCUUCACAUUUCCGCAGAACACUUUUUUAUUUUGAAAUCUCUGAAAUCAAAUCCUCAUUCAACAGUUUUAGUGGUUCAUAUUUUGAGAUGAUUAUAUUUUUGAUUCAUUUGUCAAACGUGAAUCAUAAGAAAGAAUACAGUUGGUUAGUGGCAGAUCUUGCAAUGAUUUGUACAGAGUUUUGAAAAUGUUAAUAAAUAAUCAGAAGCAGUUAUUCAACAAGUGCACCUUUUGCUGCUUAUUCAGUCAGUGGUGAGGUUUUGUUUUUUUUUUCAUUUUGAAGAAAAAAUCCAUUACACUUUUUUGUAUAUUUUAGAUGUUUCUAGUUAUUUAAAAAAAAUUCCAGCAAUGGGAGCAUAACCCUCCCUAAACACCCUUGAUCUGUCACAGUAAAUAGAGGACAUAUUUUACAAAUAUUUUCAACAAAUCUAUAGUUGGCCAUAUUUAUUUUUACAGUCAGUAUACCCUUGCCUCUUUGUUGAAAAUAUUUGUUCACUUGUUAUCUAUAAAGCACCAGAUAAUCUAAAAGUUAUAUAAAAUGUAAGUUUGAGUUUAGAACGUAAAACAAAAAAGAAUUAUAUAGAAUUUUAUACAAAAAUCAAAAGGGUAGUUUUUUAGAUGUUUUAGAUAUGAUGUUUUGUACAAAAAUCAAUGUAACAUGUAGAACUGGUUCUACGUUGUACUAUGUAUUUUAGAAUAUAUUAAUAGAACAGAACAAUGUAUAUAUGGUCAAUAUAUAGACA